Molecule: messenger RNA, 2401 nt
Organism: Austrofundulus limnaeus
Lineage: Eukaryota; Metazoa; Chordata; Actinopteri; Cyprinodontiformes; Rivulidae
Product: alpha-2B adrenergic receptor
Exons: 2
Coding region: 267-1829 (520 amino acids)
Biological process (GO): G protein-coupled receptor signaling pathway
Cellular component (GO): plasma membrane
Molecular function (GO): epinephrine binding; alpha2-adrenergic receptor activity
Source: RefSeq, a predicted model, not a curated record
AUUUCCGGAUGCUUGCUUUGAAAUUCUACACGCUCUUGUCUGAGAAUAACUUUUCAAGUUGUUGGCACGGAGUAAGGCUACAGAGAUGAAAUCUGCCUUCCUAUGCAAAGAUCACAUGGUUUCACUAUGACCAAAGCCAUCCAGCCAAUUGGUCCUUUCCCUCCUUUAGAGGACCCUUAGUUUCCCAAUGGUUUACAGCAGAAGCACUCCAGUUCUGUCUCUCCUUCUGUAAAAGACAUUGGAUAAAGUUUGACCCCAUCACCACCAUGGCAGCUAUCCUAGAUGCACCCUGCUUGUCAGAGCUCGGCGGACUGCAUCACAAGAAUCUCAGUCUUGUCUCUGGAACUCGACCCUGCAACAGGAGCACCAUUCGAACUUCAAACUACUCACCACAAGCCACUGCAGCCUUUGCCAUCGCCAUCACCUUUAUGAUGAUCUUGACCAUAGUCGGGAACAUCCUGGUCAUCAUCGCAGUCCUAACGUCCCGAUCCCUAAAGGGGGUGCAAAACCUCUUCCUGGUCUCACUUGCUGCAGCAGAUAUUUUAGUCGCCACCCUAAUUAUUCCCUUCUCGUUGGCCAACGAGUUGCAGGGCUACUGGGCAUUCAGUUCCAUUUGGUGUGAAAUUUAUCUGGCACUAGAUGUUCUCUUCUGCACGUCCUCCAUUGUGCACCUGUGUGCAAUAGCUCUGGACCGUUACCUGUCAAUCUCUCGGCCUGUGUCUUACGGCACCAAACGCACAUCCACGCGCAUCAAGGUGGCCAUUAUCAUCGUCUGGCUGAUUUCUGCAGUAAUCUCGUUCCCUCCUCUCCUCACCUUGGACAAGAGUGAAGGAGGUGAAGAGAAGUGUGAGCUAAACAGCGAACGUUGGUAUAUCCUCUACUCCACCGUUGGCUCAUUCUUUGCCCCCUGUGUGAUUAUGAUUCUUGUUUACAUUAGGAUUUAUCAGAUUGCCAAGCAGCAUACUCGCCACCCACCUGGACAGAAACACAAGCCAGUGGAAGGAGUUAAUGUUGGUGUGGGAGUCAAUGAGCCUGCUGCGAAGUUACCUGAGCUAUUGCAGAAAACUGAGAACCAUGGAAGCCCUACUCCUAGCCAACAAAAAUUAGAUUCCAUAACAUCCCCGUCAGAUUCCACACAGUCUUCACUUAAGAAGCCAGUCAAAGAAACCAACAAGCAUCAUCCUCCUCAGUCGAGUACAGAACAAAACCCUGUUUCAGUUCCACCAUGUGAAAACCCAGGCCGUACCGCUGUUUCCCACACAAAGACCCAAAAGCAACUGGAGUCAGGCAAGGAAGAACAUCCUGAUAACACCUCCAGCUCUGGCUCCGAUGCUGAUUUGGAAAAUGACGAGGGUGGCCAUCAAGCAGAGGAGGCCGAACGAAAUGAAAACAAUCCUGACAGACAAAAUUUGGGGCUUUCCCAAAACACAAUGAACAAAAGUCAGGUUGCGAGUCUGGCCUGCAGACACAAAAACACAAUUAUGACAUCAUCUGGAACCAAACUAGUCCCUGAGGACAUGUCUAAGACUCAGGGGACACCCAUUUCCCGGCGUAAAGCCAUGAUGAACAGGGAGAAGAGGUUCACCUUUGUCCUGGCUGUCGUCAUGGGAGUGUUUGUCGUCUGCUGGUUCCCCUUUUUCUUUUCGUACUCUCUGAAGGCAGUGUGUCCCAACACUUGCAGCAUACCCGACCCUCUAUUUAAAUUCUUCUUUUGGAUCGGCUACUGCAACUCCUGUCUCAACCCUGUCAUUUACACCAUCUUCAACAAAGACUUCAGAAGGGCUUUCAAGAGGAUACUUUCCAGGGACACAAAGGGUACAUUCUUUUAAGGGAGACACCAUUGCCGUGUCUUGAACUACACUUAGAUGAAAAGACUGACCAGAAAUGAGUUCCAUCUUUCUACGCUGCCUGCAUUUGACAGGGGUUGAUUUUGUGCUGCAUGGACGUAAACACUUGUACAUUAAAGGGGAAAUUGCUUUUUUUUUUUUGUUUUUCCUCGCUUGCAACCGCAUCACAGCAAGCUUUGACAAAAAAGGAGAAGCCACAGUAAAGUGGUGAAAAUCAAUGAUCUUUAAUCUUAUUUAAGAAUGCAGUAAUUGUAUAUUUUGUGGAUCUGAAGAAAUAUUGAUUCAUCUGCAUCAUAAAAGAAAAAUCAAAAGAAUUUAGGCUCUGUGAUUACAAAUAUUGUGAUAAUGUGUGUUUGUGUUUGCUGGUGUAAAUGCAGAGGAGAGGAGUUGCCCAAGGGUCUAACCGGCAGAGAACAAAUAUCACUAAGUGUCCUUUAUCAGAGAUAAAAUGGGCACUGAGGGAACACAAGAUGAAGGAAAACAUCUUCAUCCCUGUACCCCUCCAGCUCUUUCUUUUUUUCUUUCUUUCUUUCUUUCUUUCUUUCUUUCUUUCU